AUGGAGGAGGAAGGUGCGGUGUUCAUGCCGGAAGGAGGGGAUACGGGUGAAGAGGGUGGUGGGGAAGGAGAGGAGGAGACAUGGAGGGUGGUCGGCAGAUUUUUGACGCAAAAGUUAAUAAAACUGGAUUUUAUGAGACAGGUAUUAGCUUCAGUUUGGCAGCCGGUGCGUGGGGUGCAUGUAACGGAGAUUCAAAGGGGUUUGUUCUUGUUUGUUUUUUCCCAUAAAACAGAUAUGGACUAUGUUCUGGAUGGGGGUCCCUGGGCUUUUGAGAAUAAUGCACUUGUGUGUCGGGAGGUGUUGGACGGGGUGAAUCCUGUGGAUGUGGAGCUGGAUAUGAUUGAUAUGUGGGUACAGCUGCAUGACAUGCCGAAGGGGUACACAUCUCAUGCAAUUCUGGAGCAGGCGGGGAAUUUUUUGGGGUCUUUUGUUAAGCAUGAUGAGAGAUUUGAAGGGGCACCAUGGUUAACCUUCCACCGUAUUCGGGUAUCAAUUUCGGUUGAUAGGCCGCUUAGGAGAAGGAUGAGGUUGAUGAAGAGAGAUGGGACUACAGCAUGGGUUAAUUUCAGGUAUGAACGGUUGCAUAAGUUUUGCUACUUUUGUGGUUAUAUGGGUCACUUGUACACUUUCUGCCUACAAGCCAUGGAGGUGGGAAUUCCAGUGGAAAGGUACCUGUACGGUCCGGAUAUGCGGGCUGGUGGGUCCCGGAGCGCUCCUAGAGCGGAUGGGGAUAACUGGCUCGUGCCGGUAGGUGGGAGACCACGUCCAUUGGUAGUAAAGCCACGGAUGGUAGAGGCAGUAGACGGGGGUCGGGGAGGUGGGGGAGUCACGCCCACGAGUAUAUCUGAGGAUGAGGUGGUGGUGGCUACGGCAAAGCGUCGUAGGCAUGGGAUGGAGUCUGGGGAGAAUGGUGGGAAUGAUGAGAUAGCAAACAUUGCUGGUUCAAAAAACUUGUCCAUGGCGGGAGCUAGUGUCCAGCCCCGCCCGUCAUCAUGA
This is a messenger RNA of Ipomoea nil (Japanese morning glory), 996 nucleotides long. RefSeq lists its product as uncharacterized. Bases 1 to 996 code for a protein of 331 amino acids. The transcript has a single exon. The record is from RefSeq and is a predicted model, not a curated record. NCBI's taxonomy places the organism in Eukaryota, Viridiplantae, Streptophyta, Magnoliopsida, Solanales, Convolvulaceae.